Drosophila sechellia is the source of this 981-nucleotide messenger RNA. Its product is annotated as kappaPI-actitoxin-Avd3b. Gene Ontology annotation, molecular function: serine-type endopeptidase inhibitor activity. The record is from RefSeq and is a predicted model, not a curated record. The transcript is spliced from 3 exons. The coding region runs from base 640 to 915 and encodes 91 amino acids. NCBI's taxonomy places the organism in Eukaryota, Metazoa, Arthropoda, Insecta, Diptera, Drosophilidae.
UAUUCGUACCUUUUGCAUUUAUCAACUUACAACUCAGUCACACAUAAAUAAUGCUGCUAAAAUGGCUAUAUCUCGGUUUGAUCUUAAUAGUUAUUACACCUCAGAUUAGCACUUAUAGAGCAAUAUGCGUUUUGCCUAAAAAUACUGGCAAAGGUGCGAUUUGGAAAAUUCGCUGGUAUUACGAUAGAAAUUGGAGAGCCUGUCGAAAAUUUAGAUUCAAUGGAAAACGUAUCAGUGGAAAUGGAAAUGCAAAUAACUUUGCAACUUGGUGGCAUUGCAAAAAGAAUUGUCCAUAAAUUUGUAAUAUUGAAUAUUUCAUAAUAUUUAAGUUACAUGUAUAGUACGUAACAAUCAGGUUAUAUUUGAAUUGAAUUUUUAAGUUUCACCGAAACCGUAUACUUCUUUCUCACCUGCUUUUGUUUACUUUUACAAAUGCCUAAAAAGGCAGUUUAAGUGCAUGACGAAUGAUUAGAAGCAAACAACUAACACAAUAUUUGGCUAUCAUAGGCAAUAUAAGACAAACACUGGUGUUUGUUCUAUACCACCUGAUUUAAUAUAGCUCUCUAGUUCGAAAACAAUUGUUGCUGGCAUAAAAGUUGUCAAUAGCUUUUUAUUCUUGUUAGUUUCAAUUUUAUCACCAUGCUGUUCAAAAUAUCGUGUCUCCUCAUUCUUUUCGUGCUCUGUCUGCAGCAGAGUCAUUCGAUCAAACGCAGAUGCCUCCAGCCACUGGAUGUGGGCAAAGGCAAGGCCUAUCUGCGCAAUUGGUUCUACAACUCCACAUCGCAGAAGUGCCAAAGGUUCAUCUUCUAUGGAGGUGCGAGCAAUGGCAACAACUUCCAUACCCAAGCUCGAUGUCGCAAAAUUUGCCUAGCCCCAGUUUCUCUGCCAAUUAAUUUGAACUCCACUGGCGCUUGAAAAGAACAACGAUUCGAAUCAAACAAUAACUAAUAAAUGAGACUUAAGUACGCUAAGGCCAGUUGA